GUAUAUCCGUCUCUUGAUUCACGUCGGCAACGUAACGGAGACGUUUUAUCACGGAAUGUGAAAACAUCCAUCUGAUACUCGAUAAAGGAUUGGGUCAUCUCUCCUGUUGCCGAGAAUCCCGUUUCCGUGAAGCGAAAGGUUGCAUGCUGCUCAUGCUUCAUAUUCACUCGAAAAUUCGUAGAAAGGAGAAUCGAGAAUUAUAUCUGCGACAAAAAUUACUCUUGCAUACGCAAUGCCAAUGAAUGAACCGGAUGCGGAAAUUUUCGAAAGAGAUCAAUCACAGUAUCAGGUUGUUAAUGGCGCACGUCAUGAAGAAAAUGACAGAACGUUAGUAAAGCAGGAAGUAAUCAACGAGAACGGCGAAUCUUGGAUAUCUCCGAGUUCAGCUGGUACUCGACGCACUAGCCCAUCGAGAACAAAGGAAUUACCGGAGUUAUCUCAAAUGACAUCGAGGACGGAAGCCGUUAGGCAAGAUGUCAGGAGGUUGAAAAGCGCUACGUUGGAUAGAAUGGGGAAGAUGUUUAAAGCGCAUACACCUGCUGUGGGAAGGUCUUUCUUAGGUUUGGAUACUAAUAUGACAAGCAUAGAUGACUAUAACGAAAAAGCAUCGAAGAAAGAAAAAACAAACUCUUUAGGAAGAAUGUUUAAGCUUGUUGACAAAGAUGGUUCACCUAGGAGACUUUUUGUCCAUCCCCAGGCAGGAUCGCUAAGUCGUAUACUACGUAGGCAUCCUCGUAAUGAGAACAAUGGAAUUAUCGAUAAACCUGCAGAGGACACCGGGCGUGGAAUUCUCUCUAGAAUGCUCAACCAACUGAGAGGUCGUCUCGUGAACGAAACUAGGCCUGAUGCACAUAAGCACACACACAACAAACUUAAUCCUUCAUUAGAAUUGUCAUCAGAAAUGCCAUUAAAUUCAAAGACUACUAACAUUAUGUAGGCAUUAUUAGUGUCUAGAGAAACCGCCCAGACAUCGUUUCUUGGGAGGCAUUUGUAUUAAUCUCUCUUAAUUUCAUUAUAAUAAAAUUUAUUUUUUAUUAUUUGAUACAUUGAAUUUAUGUAUGGAAUGGACACAAACAACUAUU
Cyphomyrmex costatus is the source of this 1082-nucleotide messenger RNA. RefSeq lists its product as uncharacterized. The transcript is spliced from 6 exons. Lineage: Eukaryota; Metazoa; Arthropoda; Insecta; Hymenoptera; Formicidae. The record is from RefSeq and is a predicted model, not a curated record. The coding region runs from base 233 to 937 and encodes 234 amino acids.